Molecule: messenger RNA, 462 nt
Organism: Babesia ovata
Lineage: Eukaryota; Apicomplexa; Aconoidasida; Piroplasmida; Babesiidae
Product: U1 zinc finger protein
Exons: 3
Coding region: 1-462 (153 amino acids)
Biological process (GO): mRNA 5'-splice site recognition; mRNA splicing, via spliceosome; spliceosomal snRNP assembly
Cellular component (GO): U1 snRNP; nucleus
Molecular function (GO): zinc ion binding; pre-mRNA 5'-splice site binding
Source: RefSeq, a predicted model, not a curated record
AUGCCGAAGUUUUACUGCGAGUACUGCGGCAUCUACCUGACGCACAGCUCUCCCGCUGGCCGCAGGCAGCACUCAUUGGGUCGCAAGCACAUCAACAUGAAGGUCGACUACUAUCAGAAGCUUGUUCGGGAACACUUCUUCCAGCCGCCUCCGUACACCGUCGCCGCUGCUCCUCCGACCGGCGCAGGUUUUCCGCCCGUGGUACCCGGUGGAGUCCCAGGACCUGUGCCUGUCCCUGCGCCGAUGCCAGGUCACAUGGGUGCUCCCAUGAUGCCCCCAGCAGGCGGUGAAAUCCCCCUCAGGCCCCCGCAGAUGGGCUUCACCCCUGAGGUCCCGCCACCUGUUGGCUUGAUUCCCCCUGUGCCUCACAUGCCCGCGCCUAUGGGCCACCCCCCUCCACCGUUCGUACCGCCGAUGGGCCCUCCCAUGAUGGCUCCGGCGCCUCCAUACGGCAUGCGGUGA